Molecule: messenger RNA, 1953 nt
Organism: Acanthoscelides obtectus
Lineage: Eukaryota; Metazoa; Arthropoda; Insecta; Coleoptera; Chrysomelidae
Source: the annotation of a GenBank genome assembly
AUGGAACUCAACCGAGAACAUUUUCGCGCCAUAAUUUAUUACAACUUCCAGAGACAAUUAUCGCAACAAGAAUGCCUUGCUGAGUUACUGUCUGUUUUCGGCAACGAAGAGCCACAUCAGUCGACAAUUUCCCGUUGGUAUGGAGAAUUCAAACGUGGACCUAGAGAAAACGUCGAUGCUGUGCGCAAACUCAUCAUUGAAGAUAGACAUGUGACAUAUCGCGAGAUUGAGGCGUCCUUGAAGAUCUCAAAGACCGCAAUUCAAAAAAUUUUCCAUGCAGAAUUAGGAGUAAGAAAAUUAGUUUCUCGUUGGAUACCCCCACCUUGGGGUCAUAUUGCAACAAUUCCUCUUGAUGAGCAAAGGACUGUUACUGUGUAUACCACCAUUUCUUCGAAAAAUCAACCCCCAAGAAGAAUCAUCCUCCACCAAGUCAAUGCAAGCUCGCACACAGCCCAAAAAAUAAGGCAGUAUUUGACGGAAGAAAACGUGGGAUUAUUGGACCAUUCUCCAUAUAGUCCUAACGAUUUCUUUACUUUCCCGAAAAUUAAAAACAGACUGCGUGGUCAAAGGUUCCAGUCACCAGAAGAAGCUUGGAAUAAGUGCUUCGAAAAUUGGUUCGAGCGCAUGCUGAUUCGACGUACUGUCCAACGGAUUCUAAAGGCCCAUAGUUUUCCUCCAUAUAAAAUUCACCUGGUACAAGAACUUAAUGAAGACGAUUUUAAUCGGCGAUUACAAUUUUGUGAAGAUAUGAUAAAUCGUCAUAAAUGCCGAUAUUGGUCCGAUUCUAAUCCCAGAAUUUAUCAUGAGGUUCAUACACAGCAGCCACAAAAAUUAAAUGUUUGGGCUGACGCCAUAGAUCCUGCAUUAACAGCCAUAAUUGAAAGUCAGAGUCAGGAUGGUGCCCCACCACAUUACGCAUUAUGUGUUCGACAAUAUUUAGAUCAGACGUUUCCAGAUCGAUGGACUGUUAGCGGAUAUUCAUUUGUGUAUGGCUUUGUAAAUGGAAACGCAGCAGAAGCAGCCAGAGAAUACGCACGAAGAUUUCCAAACAGACGACAUCCAACUCGCUCAGUAUUUGUAAGAGGGCAUCGCCAAAUAAUUGAAAAUGGUUUUGGAAAUCUCCAAAGGGAUCAAAACAUAAAUGUUCGUCAGCGCAGAUUUACCCGUAUGAUUCUGCGUGAGUUUGAUAGAGAUCCGACCACAAGUGUUAGGAGAGUUUCUGGUGCCUUGGGAAUUUCAGCAAGCCAUGUUCACCGACUACAGCCAGGGGACGGAGAACGAAGAAUCACAUUUUGUCAGUGGAUUCUUGAUAGAACUGAUAAUAAUAGGGAGCUUUUAAGUAACGUUUUAUGGACCGAUGAGUCAUGCUUCACUAGACGUGGAGUGGUAAAUUUUCAUAAUCAACAUAUUUGGUCGCAUGAAAAUCCGCAUGCAGUUCGGGAAAGAAAUUUUCAACAUGAAUUUAGUGUGAACGUGUGGAUUGGUAUCUACCGUAAUCGACUAUUUGGACCCUACCUCUUGCCUGCAAGGUUAAAUGCUGCGACCUUCUUGGAAUUUUUAAAGGCUGAAGAUGCAAAUAUUUUGGAUGAUGUUAUGUUAGAUUUAAGAAGAUUGGCCUGGUUCCAGCUUGAUGGUUGUCCAGCUCAUUAUUCGAGAACAGUUAGAAACUGGCUGGACGAACAUUAUCCAGAAAGAUGGAUCGGCCGUGGAGGACCAGUCGCCUGGCCUCCACGAUCCCCUGGCGUAAAUAGAUUAGAUUUCUUUGUGUGGGGAGUUCUAAAAGAAAAAGUGUACCAGACUCCCGUAACCACAAGAGAUAUGCUAAUAGACAGAAUCAGGAAUGCAUGUGUUGAAAUAAGGCCUUAUUUGAAUAAUGCUAUACCACGUUCGAUCAUUCGUAGAUGUGAAUUGUGUAUUGAACAAUUGGGUUUAUAUUUCGAGCAACUACUUUAG